UCGGCUAUCGCCAUCGUCAUCAGUAGUUUUUGAUUUCGUUUGCGUCGCUUCGCAGUUUGUAAUUUCUAGUGCUAAUACAAACAUCUACAAAAGAAAUAUCUCUGCCCCUAUUAAAAAAAAUAAAAAAAAGUCACUGUAGGUAGCAGCUGCUGACUUCAAUUUUUGUGCUAAAUCCAGGUACAUAAAUUGUUUGCAGAGUUUUGUAAACGUUGCCGUGGGCAGAAGCAGCAAAGUGAACGUGCUGGUGAAAUUUAGCGGCAAAUCAUUUGACUGAAAACUUAAAAUGGAAAAAUUGGAUGCAAAUCUGGAGACACAAUUCGAUCUCAAUCUCAUUGAGGCAGUAAAACAAAACCCGGUUAUUUAUGACCGUUCACAUUAUAAUUACAAGCACUUCGUAAGGAAGGCUCAAACCUGGAAGCAGAUUGCAGAGCUACUAGGAGUCCCUGAACAAAAAUGCACAAAACGCUGGAAGAGUUUGCGUGACAAAUUUGCACGUGAAAUGAAAUUGUGUCAGGAAUCGCGAUGGCGCUAUUUCAAGCAAAUGCAGUUUUUAGUGGAUUCAAUAAGGCAAUAUCGUGAGUCGCUUCUGGGAAAAUGUAAUAACGUACAACAAAACACCAAUCAGGUUGCACAAGUCGAUCCAAACCAGCAGCAACAACAACAGCCCCAGCAACAAGCGGUCGUGGAUGUAUUCACACAACCAUUUAAUGGCGCCGCCACAACCUCAACACAGGCCCUCGCUCAUACGCAUGGUUCACGUUUAGAAAUUACAGUUACAGGCGACACUCAAAUAGCAGCCUCCGCCGCCAAGGAUCAGAAACCAUAUUUUUAUGAACCAGUAUUGAAACGGGAACGCACCGAAGAAGAUAAUCAUGACAAUAUGUUAAACACAAUUAAGAUUUUCCAAAAUUCAAUGACACAAGCAGUAAGCGCUGAGGAUCAGUCAUUCGGUAUGGUUGUCACCGAUAUGCUUAAUACACUGGGCGUGCGACAGAAGGCCGAAGCCAAGGUACACAUCAUCAAGUACCUUACAGAUAUGCAAUUGUUGGCACAACAUAAUAAAUAUUAGAUUAGGAAGCACAUUGUGUUAGAUGAUUCUCUUUAAUUUAUGGUGCAGUGUUUUACAGCUACUAUUUAAGUAUUUGAAUAGUGUAGCUAACAUUCCAACGGAUUUUCCUGACGACGAGGAAUAUUUGAAAAUGUACUUCCAAAAAGUAGCAACAAAACCAAAUAAGCAAAAUCAAGAUAAAAUUAAGGAACGCCAACAGAAGGUUGGGAACGUUUCUUUGAAGAAUUUACUUAUGUUAAAAAGCGUUUACUAUUUGAAAAUUGUCGUAAUGCUAACGUUAUUAAUGUUUACAUUCUUUUACUUUUUAGUUGUAAAAAGAACAACCAUUA
Molecule: messenger RNA, 1398 nt
Organism: Rhagoletis zephyria (snowberry fruit fly)
Lineage: Eukaryota; Metazoa; Arthropoda; Insecta; Diptera; Tephritidae
Product: transcription factor Adf-1-like
Biological process (GO): regulation of transcription by RNA polymerase II
Cellular component (GO): nucleus; transcription regulator complex
Molecular function (GO): DNA binding
Source: RefSeq, a predicted model, not a curated record